GGCCCAGUGUUGAAUGCGGGGGCAGGUUGAUAGCACUCAAGCGGUGUUUAUCCUGUGUGAAUGAGCGGUGUUCUGUAUGCUCGGUCAAACGUGCAAGCAGGGUUUUUUUCUUUUUUCUCUCAAACCAGACGUACGUAGGCGUGUUGAAACUAACCACAGAAACACCACCGCACUUUCCAUGCCAUAUCAAAAGCUGCGUGUACAUAUGUGUACAUGUACAUACACGUAGCACGCAUUGAAGAGCAUACGAAACCAAUUGUCAGUGUGUACCUAGCUCCAAAAGUGUGCAGGAUAUACUGAACAUGUGAUGAUAUGACAGGCAUACGGAGUACAUGUUAGUCCUGGGAUUUCAACGCUUCGGGUUCAACCCCUUUCGGUGCAUGGACCGUUCUUUUUUCUUGAGGACUUGGAGGGAACUUUCUCUUCAACCAUCAUCUCUAAAGUGAGGUCGACACUUGCCCAUGACGAUUGUGUUGCGUCUGGUUGCGUGGGAACUGAAUGAGUUUAUCCGGUGCAGAAUUAGUGCGGUUUGAGUACAUGGUGGACCGUGCUGAAAAUAAAAACAAGGCGUGACGACUGCCUGUCUUCACGAACCACAGUUUGUGUCCUUCCAACUCACUACUCAAAGCAUCUGCCUUGGGUGCCAGACUUUGACAAAAGUUUUGCUGCCUGUUUUCUUUGUUGUUCAGCCAGCCCGCCUGUAAUAUUCUUUUCCAGCCAUCAUGAACAGCAAACGAGGACGCAAGAAAGAGGGAUUUUUGCAAGUGAAGCUGUCUUCCCGUUCAGCUUUGGGCAAGGCGUGGAAGCGAAAAUGGGUGGUCGUACAGCAGAACACUUCAUCCACCGGCAAGUCCCUCCUCCUAGAACUCUACAUGGAAAAGGGCGCCUACCACAAGACCGUCACCAGCCUACUCCUGGAGGGCGUGGUCAAGGUGCAGCGUACCACCUCCAAGAAGCAGGAGCACGCCAUCGAGAUCUCCUCGGCGUCUAAGGUCCUGCUGGCCGUCAGUGCAGACAGCGAGAUGGAGACCCAGGACUGGCUGAGCAUGUUCCGGAUCAACCUGCUGCCUCCGGUCAAGGAGCUGGCCUGCCCGCCUGGCAUCCCCGAAGAUUUCAUGCGCGUCAGCGUGAUUCCAAACAAGGAUUCCGAGCGACUGAAGCUAGCAGGAGACUACUUCGCCCACAUCUCACUGGCAAACAUCAACCUCUACGACACGGAGACUGGGGAUAUUGCUCAAGAGUGGGACCUCAGACACCUCAAGAAGUUCAUGCUGAUCUCUAAAUGUCACCAGCUGGAUGCAGAGAAGAUCGUUCACAUCCUGCCUAGCAAUCGUUCCCCACAUGGAGAGGGCGAGUUCAUCUUCUUCAGUGCCAAGGGGAAGCAACUAGUGGAAGGCAUCUACGAGAGGUUGAGCAUCGCCAUGACGGUCAAGUCUCGCCGCUCCAGAUCCACCUCCAUGCUCUUUGAGAUCACGCCUCAGGAGUUGGAGCAGAUGUUCAAAGAUGGAGAGCAACCUCCGGAGGAGAUUAUCGUAGAAGCCGAUGAGGAAGAAAAAGAGGGGGAGAAGGGAGAAGUGAAUGGGGAGGCGGCAGAGAAUGAAGUAGCACCUGAGAGCAAAGAAAUCGAGGCUAAUGGGGUUAAGGAGGACUUUGAGACUAAACAGAUUGAACCAGUAUCAGAUGAGAAAGAGGAUGCUGAAACAAAGGGAGAUGACGCAGCUACCAAGGAAGAAGGACCUCCUCAGGAAGAAGGUAAGAUUGAUCGUCCUGAAGAAACAGAUGCACAAGUUGAGGAUGUUGAGGAUGCUAAGCAUGAAGUCCAGAUUCCGAAUGGAGAUGUGGAGGUUUCACCUCCAGAUGCCACCUUGGAAGACGUUGCACAGGAAAUGGGCAACACAGGUGUCGCAUCCGAGAGUCAAGAUGCUGUUGUUGAGAACUCAGUGGAUGAAACAGACAAGGUUGGGAGCGCCGACAUAGCAGAGCAUGAAGAUGACAAAGCUAACCAGACAAACCCGGAGGAGAUGGAUGAGGGCCUCGGUGCUGACUCAGAUCUAAAAGGAGAAGAGCAAACAACAACCGACGUCGAGGUUGUAGAGUCCAGUCAGGCUGAUAAUCAAGUCGAGAAUGCCUUUGAGACGACCAGGGUAGAGCAAGUUGAAUCGCAGCCAGUUAAUUCAGAGCCAGCUCAGGAAGACACCUCUGAUGUGAUUACAGCAGAAACCAGUGGAGCCGAAGAGAAUCCACCAGUAACCAAUGACACUGGAGCAAAUGCCGCCCCUGACGAAACUUCUACUCAGAAAGCGAUCGAGGAAAAAGAUGCAAGUGAUACAAAGGUUGAGGAGAGUCCCAAUUCUGUAUUAAAAACAGAACAAGUUGCCUCCAGCCCACCACAGGAAACCCCUGAUUCUAAAGAAGAUGCUGUAGAGGAGAUGAAGAACACUGAACUAGAAUCUGGUUUACAAGAAAAGGAAACUAGUGUGGAUAAGCCCAAUCCUCACAAGGAAACUGUAGAAGCUGACGAUGCAAAUCCUACAAUGCAACCUACGCCAGAUCUACAAGAACAAGCAGAGCAAAGCAGUGACACAAAAGAGAGUCCACAAGCAGCAACAGGGGAGGAUGUGCCUGUGGAGGAAGGUGAAGCGGCAGAGGUAGUAGAUGCAGCAGAGCCAGUUAAGGACAGUGAUCCAAGUGGAUUGGAUCAAGGAGCAACAUGUGAACUCUCUGAAACAGAAAAUGUAGCACAGGUUCAAGAGAACAUAUCCUCUAAGGAUCCCUCUGAGACUGGCAUGGAAUCAACAAGUAGCUCUCCCGAAUCUGCCUCCAAGGUCACCACGGAACCAGCAGAGCCAAUCCAACAUCAAGCCGAGGAAGAGCUGAGCAAGGAAUCUGCCGAUGCCCCGAACCCGAACCUCAACAACAGCAACGCCAACUUGCCCGUGAGACCAAACAGCAAGACAACAGUUCCCCUGCCAAACACCCUGACAUCAAGGAUGGCCGAAGCCAUGAGAAACGCCCAGAAGCGAAAGCAGUCCACCGAAGCAUCACCGAGUCAUAAGACGCAGACCGACUUUCCUCCAGAUCAAGAAAUAAUCGUGUAGCUCCUUGAUGUUCGUCGUCAUGACAACGCUCCUUUUUAAAGAACGGCGUUCAGUGUAAGUGACAGCAUCGAUAAUAUCGGAAACUGAUCGAUGAAUUGGAAAGCUAUCGAUGAAUUGCAAACUUAAAGUUCGGCAUUUCGUCGAAGAAAUGUGAUCCUAUUACAAACUGUACAUGUAUUUCAGUGCUUAUUUCAUGUUAAAUACUAAUGUGCACAACUCGUUUUAUUUUCAAUCUAUAAAAGAAAUAUGUAUAAGUUGCACAGGAAUUUUAUAUUUCUAACUUUUUUUCUUUUUAAGGAGCAGCAAACGACGAAAGGUAGAAAUAUUUUGUAAUAUGGCAAGCAUUUUUUCGUAUUAUAAGUGACAAAGAACAUGAACUUUUACCUUUGGUUUUUAAUGUUUGGCUUAUGUUUACUGCAUGACCGUAUUAUAGAGCAAGCUAAUCGUCAUACUUAAAUACUUAAAUAUCUCCGAAUAAAAUGAGGGAUUUUUUUAACAAUGCCUUUAUCUUUAAGCAACAAUUAUACAAUUGUGUAAUUGCAAAAACGAAGGAUAUUUGUAAUUGAAAAAUGAAUGCAAAUUAUACUUUAAAUCGAGGAAACGCUUAUACCGUUCCGCAUCGACAUAAUUGGACCGAAGUCCAUAUCUGCACGCUUGUAUAUCUAUCGCUUCAAAAAUUGUAUCGAUCCAGUUUUGGUAAACACUUCGACAUUAAUCAUUAAAAAAAACGCAGCGUGCAUAUUGAAGUGUUUUGAUCCUAAUUCAGUGUGCUAUACAGACGUUGUAUCGUACCUCGUCGUAUAGUACUUCCUAGGUAAACAUGUUCACUAAAAAAAAAAUAAUAAUACGUUUAACAACCUAGCUUUUCCUGCAAGUUAUGCAUGAAGGUAUUUUUGUUUUAGUCCUAAGCGAUGUAGGAGUGCAUAAUAUAACGGACGACCAUAGAAUAUAUAUUUUAAUUCAAUUAUGAUACAAGUAACGCUUUAGGGAGACAUAAUAUUAGUUUUGCGUCAUUUACUAAUUUGCUUGACACUUGAUGGAAACUAAAGUAAUUCACGUUCGCCAGCGGUAACAACAAUAUACAUUGUACGACUUGUUAAAAAAUAUAUUGUGCAUUUCACGUGUAUCGCUAGAGAUGUUCGUCGCCAUGUGCGAAAAGAACAUGCCUUUAUGUUGAAACAAUUAUCUUGCCAUGUUUUUGGAUUCUUUCAGAGCAAGGGUCCGAUAAGUGGCCGUGUUAAAACUUGAUGAUAGGUCACGUGACAUUACCCUUCGUUGGUUAUAGUUGUUUUUUCAGUCCGGGCAAGAGUUUCCAUUAUCACGUGAUGCGAAGGGCGACGCGUGAGUAGGUCAUGUCACAUGACAUGGCUCUUCGGUGAUUGGUUGGACGGUAUAAAUGAUUGACUGCGGGAAAUCAACAAUGAUGUAGGACAUUGACUUGUUACAAAGAUGUUGGAAAAAGAGAAAGGAAAACUGACAAAAUUCUGUGAUGGGGGCUCAGUGUUUUAAACUGUCAUCUUGCCUUCGACUAUUUGUAAGCAUCCACAACUUCUCUGCAGGGGCAAAUACAGCAUUAUGAAAGGAAUUGUAAUGUCUGUGACAGAGCCAAUAUUUUAUUAAUGAUUUAAUGAUUUCGAGAAAUGAUCCAGAACUCCUAGUUUGUAUUCUCCCUGGCCAUAGAUGUAUGGAUGUAUAAGUUUUGAAAAAUACAUCAUCAGGUUUACUCACUGAACUCGUUUGAAUUGCCCCAAUAGUAUUUUCACUGACAUUGUUGAGUAGGUCUGCUAUGGAGACAAUUUCAGACCCAUGUGCCCAUUUGAGAUGUGUCAGCCAGAAUGACGGGGCGCUAUACAAGAGUUUAAUACCCAAACCGAAUAUCGCCCUCUUUUGACCACCAUCUCUCAAAAGGUUAAUGCAAUUGCAAUGUACGCCCUAUGUGAUAUUACAUUCGAAAUUUUAUUGUACAAUUCAACUUGGCAUUUUUUUAUUACGCAGUAAUAUAUUGUAUUAUUAUACAUGAAGAUAACAUUUUGUUAUCUUAUAUGUUUAUAUUUUUAAAAAGUGCUUGUACUUAGUUGUGUGAAUGUUAAUCCGCAUGAUGAAAUUAACAUUGUUUUGUUAAUGAGGCAUAUUGACCCAGAAAUUAUAUUAAGUAUUUUUUUUAAUUUGGGUAAUUUUCGAUUUUAGUUAUGAGGUUCUGUAAUAUUUAACCAAGAGUUAAAACAAACUUGGAGAAAAUACUCCACUUAGCCUUAUGUACUCUGGACGUGAUGUAAUGUAUGUAUUAAACGGAAGCAUUUUGGGAAA
Messenger RNA from Patiria miniata (bat star), 5405 nucleotides. Its product is annotated as cell surface glycoprotein 1-like. The transcript has 5 exons. Gene Ontology annotation, biological process: cell surface receptor protein tyrosine kinase signaling pathway; positive regulation of MAPK cascade. The record is from RefSeq and is a predicted model, not a curated record. Gene Ontology annotation, cellular component: cytoplasm. Lineage: Eukaryota; Metazoa; Echinodermata; Asteroidea; Valvatida; Asterinidae. The coding region runs from base 723 to 3098 and encodes 791 amino acids.